UGAAGUGCACCAAUCGCCUUCUCGGAAACUACAGAACAAUCACGUCCUUCUCAAAAAAUCGCUAUCUGGUUGGCGAAAAUCUGUAUAAAUACCCUAAAGGGGGUCUCCGGAACGGCCAGUGAUCCAAAUAGCCUCAAUAAGGAAAAAUGAAGAUCUACACCUCCAUGUCCGGCUGAUGGCACAGCAAUAGUCUUUUUUGCUGACGACGACUGCUCGAAGUAUUGGGAAUGCGCCAAUGGGAUUGGCUAUCAGUUUACCUGCCCAUCCAAUCUGAAUUGGAACCCCGAGUCUCUCACCUGCGACUAUGCAAAUCGCGCUGGAUGCACAGGAUUUGGUUGGUCGACCACAACCACACGCCGCCCUUCUCCCACCACCAACACGCCCCCUAGAACGACAAAUACGCCCACCAGAACCACCCCCACUACAACAGCCCAAACUACCACCACUCCUACAACCACAGCUGCUCCCAUUACCACUCGCCGCACUACUCUCACUACCACGCCCAGCACUACUCCCUCUACCACUCCCACUCCCACUCCAACGACUGUAAAGCCCAAGCCAACUACUCGCGUGCCUGAACCAACCACAGAAGCUCCAGGGGACGAUUGCAGAUGGUGGUGGUGGUGGGCGCCGUGGAAGUGCAGGAGGGAAUGAACAACCUUAACAUGAUUUAAAUGUACCUACAAUAAUUGUUUAUAAUGGAAACUGUGCAAUGUAUGCAAUUGAAACCCAAAUAUACGGAUAAGUUGGUCAUUUAA
Molecule: messenger RNA, 758 nt
Organism: Dendroctonus ponderosae (mountain pine beetle)
Lineage: Eukaryota; Metazoa; Arthropoda; Insecta; Coleoptera; Curculionidae
Product: salivary glue protein Sgs-3
Cellular component (GO): extracellular region
Molecular function (GO): chitin binding
Source: RefSeq, a predicted model, not a curated record